GAACUUCACACAAAGCCUUUCCAACUGAUUUCUUUAACAGAUCGUAGCGCAGUGUAGAUAACGAGCAUAUAACUCCAUCUUCUUUCCAGACAAGAUGCUACCUUUCUUGAUCAUCAGCCUCAACCAACUCACUCACACUACCCAGCUUCCCGCUCCCGCCAGCAACAGCAAUCGUCUUGCGAGCUUCCCUACUUCCCAUUCUCUCGAUCCGUCUGUUCAAGCCCCAGCUAGCCACCUUCACGAUGGUCUACCAACAUAGCUUCCUGACUCUGUCAGUCCUCUCCUUGGCCUCAAUCGUCGCUGCCCGCCCCGAUAACCUGAGAGGGCGAACACCUCCAAACCCCAACACCUGCCCCUGUCUGCCGGAGGGCACCCCGAGCGUCAUCACCAAGACCGAGACCGCCCAUUCCACAGUCUACCAGACCGCAUCCGCCUCUUUCGUCCAGGAGACCGUCACGGCUACCCUCACAGUCACGCGCCGGGCAGAGACCCAGACCGAGACCCGUACCGUUCACGUCACCAAGACGGCCGAGGAGCAGGAACAAGUCACCGUCACCUGCACCGAAGUCAUCAGCGAAGGUCCUGAUGGCUCAGCAACCACAAAGACCAAGCCUCCCGGAGGCCACGGACACACCAAGACGAAGACGCGCACCGGCCAUGGCGGCUCCGAGACAAGUGCGCCGGGCCAUGAUGAUGACAACCAAGCCACCCAGACAGAUGCCGCGUCCGGUUCCGCAACAGCAACAGCAACGGCAACGGGCACCGGCUCAAACGGCGGCAAGCCGACCGACAAGCCUCCUCACGGGGGUGACGGCGGCGACGGCGGCGAUGAUGAUGACAACGGCAAUGGCUCCUCCAAGCCGACCUCUACCCACCACUGCAACCACUGGAACGGCACCAAGUGCGUCAAGCCGACCGAUGUCCCCAGCGACUCCGCCGUCACUGUCACGGCCACGGCCACGGAAACCGCAAUUGCCACGGGCACAACAACCGGGAACGCUCUCCCAACCUACUCUGUCUGCUCUGUCUCGGUGGCUCUCGUCACUGUCUACAACACGGUUACAGCGACUGUCUACCGGACCGGCACAGCUCCUGUACACAAGCCUCGCGCGCCGACCGCAGUGGCCGCCUGGUAGUUCGGUUGCCGCCCGCAUGGUUUCUGGCUGUGAUAUAUCGAUGCAAGUAUCUGGGGACGACAUAUUUCUCCCUUUAGUAAGGGUGGUAAUGGUGAAAAAGUAAUGUCUACUGUAGUUAGGAAGGGUUCUCAAUGAUAUCAAAGGUGUUUAUAUCAAGCUUCAAGAUGCA
Messenger RNA from Colletotrichum phormii, 1305 nucleotides. RefSeq lists its product as uncharacterized. NCBI's taxonomy places the organism in Eukaryota, Fungi, Ascomycota, Sordariomycetes, Glomerellales, Glomerellaceae. The coding region runs from base 243 to 1136 and encodes 297 amino acids. The record is from RefSeq and is a predicted model, not a curated record. The transcript has a single exon.